Messenger RNA from Antechinus flavipes (yellow-footed antechinus), 15725 nucleotides. RefSeq names its product chromodomain helicase DNA binding protein 9 (gene CHD9). Gene Ontology annotation, molecular function: protein binding; ATP binding; ATP-dependent chromatin remodeler activity. Lineage: Eukaryota; Metazoa; Chordata; Mammalia; Dasyuromorphia; Dasyuridae. The record is from RefSeq and is a predicted model, not a curated record. Bases 4268 to 13030 code for a protein of 2920 amino acids. The transcript is spliced from 40 exons.
GCAAGUGUCUGGUACUUUGUAGGCACCUAAAUGCUUGGUGAUUAAAAGUUCCUUACUAGAGUUACCAAAGAAAUCCUUAUAUUGAUUAUUUUUAUAAAAAUUUUAUUUGAAAAGGAGAAUAGACAUAUGGAGAUAAGAAGAAAGGAUUUGGCAUAUCUAUUGCAGAGAGUAGGAUCACAAAUCUAUUAGUGAGGAGUAGAAUUAUUGUCUUGUUGCAGUAAAAAUCCAGUUGAGAUUAAAUAAUCAUUUUAGUGGACCCAAUAAGCAUGGCUUUUGUCAUUUAUUUCAAUUCAGUUAUAUAUCAUUUGAAUUUGACUCAAGGAGGCAGAUGAUGGUAAUAAUUAAGGAACAUGAUUGAUGAACACUAUUAGCAAUAGACAAGGGGGAAAAGGAUUUAAAAGUGGAUAUAAAGUUGAGUUUAUCAAAAAGUUAAGAGAGAUGGGAAGAAAGUAUAGCUAAAGCAGGAGUAAUACAGCAUAUCUAAGAGGUUUGUGAAAUGAAAGUAAUAGUGAGGAUGAAAAAGUGUUAAGGAUCAUAAGACCUAGAGUGAAAAUGAAUGAUAAAAGAUUAUCAUCAAAUGAAGAAAUUUCAGAAUUUGUUGAAUGCAAAAGUAUAUCUCUUAUGGAUGUUGGUAAGAUUAAAGAAGGGUAUUAGGUUAGAGCCAGCCCGGUUGACUGAAUAGCAGGAAAUACAAUUGAACUGUAUUCUACAAAUCCUUCACAUGGAUCUAAAAAAUGUACCAGACUAAGGUUUGAUUUGGAGAUCCAAGAAAAAAAUCAGUCAUUUUUUAACCCAGAUCAUCAAAGGGAAACAAAAGUUUUUUGUACAUUGGGGAGAGAGUCUAGCCAGGAAUGGCCACAUGGAGUUUUCUUUUGCAAGCAAAUGUUAUGCACCAGAGUAAGAAGAGGUACUGGAUUUGACAUAAAAGGGCUUAAGCUUGGGUAAGAUGUAGGAAUUGGUAUCAGCUAGAAGUUCUGCUACUUAUUAGCCAGUUUAGGCUACAGAUCCAGAGUACACUGAGGAGGGAUCUACAACUAGGGAUGGUGUUACAGGAUAGAAAAUAAUCAUGAACCCUAGUCUGUAUAUUGAGAAAGCAAGUUUAAAAAUUACCAGUAGCUAUGUGACUUGACCUUAAGAGUGGUGGAGGUUCUCAAAUUCCAGCCCCUAUCCCAGUCUGGAACCUGCAGGAAAACAACCAGGGGAGGAGUUGUAUAACAAGAGUGAGCCUUCAGUUCUGUUUCCAUGAGUCUACAAAUCAUUCUUAGAAGGCUUAUAGUGGCUAAAUUCUGCAACAGCCUACUGUCAUUCCAACCAAGACAAGCUCAUGGGCAUGUUGCUCAGACUGAAAUCCAGGUCAGAAACUUGCAGAAGUUAGAAGAGAAAGGCAGUGAUUAGACUUUUCCAAUUAGACUGCUUGUGAGGGUGCUGAAAGCUCGGAAGUCUCCAUUCUGAGGUGUCUCUUGGAUCUUAAAAGAACACAGAACUCAGUAACCCAGAAAGUAGCAAAAGAUCCAAGAUGAACAAGAAGUUUUUGGGCAUAUCUUUCAGAAAUGCUCAGAGUCUGGCCCCAGCAUCAAGUUUAAAAUUGAAAAUUGAGUUGGAAGUAUGAUCAAACCAACAAAAAAAAAUCCCCCAAUAAGGAGCUAUUAUAGUGACAAGCAUGCUCAAGAGACAAUGUCAGAAGAAGAAAAUGAUUAUGAAAUAUCGCCAAACAAAAUCUCAAAAACACAGCUUAAGUUCUACUGGAAUUUCUAGAAGAGGGAAAAGUUAGAGAAUUAAAUAAACAUAUUAUAAAUGAAAUGAGAGUGCUACAGGCAAAAAUGAAGGGGUGUGUGUGCAUGAGAGCUAUGGAAUAAAGAAUUAGAAAGAGAAUUAACAGUUUAGUACAAAAUGUACAGUGCUUUACUCAACUAAUGUACUCCCUGAAAAUUAGAGAGGACUAUAUAGAAAAUGAAGAAAACAAAAGUUGAUAAUAGCAGAAAACAAAACCAAAAAACCUAAAACUGACUUAGAAACUAGAGAUAAUUUAAGAAUCACUAGACUACUUGAAAUCCAGGACCCAAAAGAGCCUAAACACAAAUCUUUAAAAGUGGAUAUAAAGCUGAGUUUAUCAAAAAGUUAAGAUAGAAAUGGGAGAAGAGUAUAGCUAAAGCAGGAAAGAUAUAGCAUGAGAAAUAUCUGAGAGGUUGGGGAAACGAAAGUCAUAGUGAGGAUGAAAAAGUAUGAGGAAUCAUAUGACCUAGGCCUAUUUAGAUUUCUUUUGAACUACAGUGCUCUCACAAUACUAUGAAAAUAGAAUUCCUUCAUUAUCUCCUGAGAAAAAUCUCCCAAAUGAAAACUCAAGAACAUUGUAGCCAAAAUCCAAAACUUCUAGGUCAUAGGAAAUAGCUUCCAAAUAAAUGAGAAGAAAAUAGAGUAUUGGGGAACUCUGUAGUCAGAAUCAUACAUAUUUUAGCAAGGGAACAGAGCUUGGAAUACAGCAUUCCAGAAAGUUAUGAUUAACGUACCCAUGAAACAUGAUCACAGGGGAAAAUGGAUCUUUAAUGAAAUAGAAGUCUUCCAAGCAUUCCUGAUGAAAAGACUGGAGUUGCAUAGAAACUAUAAAGUGCAAAUAUAAAAGUCAAGAGAAGCAUAAAAGGGUAAACAUGAAUGCAUGGCUACACAGGAACUAACAAGGUUAAACAUUCUAGACAUAUGUCUUUUCAUACUCUUAUCAUCAGGGGUCAGUGAGGCAGUCUAAUUAGACAAAGAGAGCUUGAAAAUGGUUUGAUUGUGUUUUGAUGACUUUGGAAGAAUGGAAAGGUGGGUAAAAGUAAUACACUGGAGUGAGGUGAAGAAAACUUAGAAAAUGUAUUUCAUAACUAAAGCGCAGUAGGAUUCUAUACAAAGAGGAAAAGGAGGAGGAGAGAAUUCACACAACACAGUUGGAUAUAGAAAUACAUUCACUCAAUGUGGAUUCAGGAAGAAAAACAAGGAAUGAUAAGAGAGAGGACAAAUUAAGAAAGGGAUUAGAUCAAGGCAAACUAUAAGAAUGUAUAGCAGUGUAUGGCUACUAUUUUUGGUUCGACAAGAAAUUAAAUUGAGGGGUGCCAAUCAUUUGGGGAAUGGCUAAAUAAGUUAAUAGUAUAUGAAAGUGUUAGAAUAUUGUUAUGAAAAAGAUUGGAAACAAACGUUUAUUUGUGUCUACUAUGUGCCAGGCACUAUGCCAAAGUACUUUACAUUUAUUAUCUUCUUUGAUUCUCACAAUAAUCUUGAGAAGUGGGUAUUAACCACAUUUUACAGAUAAGGAAAUUGAGACAAAUGAAGAUUAAGUAAUUUUUCCAGGAUGAGUAUCUAAAGCUGAAUUUGAACUUGUCUUCCUGACUUUAGGUCCUGUGCAUCUUCACUGUGCAAUGCUUUACUCAGCUAACAUACUCCCUGAAAAUUAGGACUAUAUAGAAAAUGAUAAAGAAAACAAAAGUUGAUAAUAGCAAAAAAAAAAAAAAAAAAACAACCCAAAACUGACUUAGAAACUAGAAAUAAUUUAAGAAUCACUAGACUACUUGAAAUCCAGGAUCAAAAAGAGCCUAAACACAAUCUUUAAAAGUGGAUAUAAAGCUGAGUUUAUCAAAAAGUUUAGAGAUGGAAGAAGAGUUUAGCUGAAGCAGGGAUGAUGCAGCAUGAGAAAUAUCUGAGAGGUUGGGGAAAUAAAGGCCAUAGUGAGGAUGAAAAAGUGUGUAAGAAAUGUGCUGUGGUUGUGCUGUAGGGAAUAAAGAAGUUGGUUUUAAAAAACCUGAAUAGGUUCUUUUGUACCCCUGACAUUAGGUAUAUAUGCACAGUUAAGAAAAUCUGCAUAAUAUUUUUUAAAGUUAUCUUAGUGCAUAAAUGCUUCUAUAUCAGUUAUCUAAAUCUGUACAUAAGAUUUUUAAAAAUUAUAUAUCUUAAAAAGUUAUCUUAAUGCAUAAUGUGAAGUAUACUUAAUUUUUCACAAAACAGUUUUGAGAAGACUUGUGAUUAUAUUUAUGCAUUUUUUCUUUCAGGCUUCUAAUGAUGAUGGAUUUCUUGGAUGCAAAUAAACAUGUCCCAGAGUUUCUUAACCAUUUGUGACAGUGUCUGUUCUAUAUUCAUUGAAUUAUGACAUGCCAGGAUGCCCAGUUCUCCAGAGCAAUAAUAAACACUGACAUGCCUUGGAUCAGUUAGUUGAUGACCUCUGUUCCUACUCACUAUAAAGAAGAUAAAUUUAAUAUAUAUUUGGAGUGAACCAUUCAAGUGGCCUAGAAUUUUCAAGAUGACUGAUCCAAUGAUGGACUUUUUUGACGAUGCCAAUCUUUUUGGUGAGACCUUAGAGGAUUUGUCAGAUGAUGCCUUUGUACAACCAGGACCUGUUUCACUUGUUGAUGAAUUGAAUUUGGGUGUAGAAUUUGAACCUUUGCACAUAGAUUCAUUGAACCAUGUCCAGGAUACUCAAACAUCACAGAAGAUGACUGAUUUUGAACAUUUAAAUCAGUUUGAGUCACUGAAACUUCACCAAGUUAAUCAAUCAUUUAGUAGCCCAGUUGAAAAUGUGUUAUCACCACAUUCUCAAUUUAAUUGUUCCCCGGUCCAUCCCCCAAAUCAGUCUAAUGGUUUGUUUCCAGAUGUAGCUGAUGGUAGUCCAAUGUGGGGCCAUCAGACUGGUGUUUCAAAUCAAAAUGGGUCUCCUUUUCACCAACAAGGACAUUCACAUUCUAUGCAGCAAACUAAAAGCUUUGUAGCACACCCUGACUUUGCCUUAUUUCAGGUCACUGAGCAACAGCAACAAUGCACAUCACUACAGUCACAGCAAAACAGAAACAAUAAUAAUAACCCAGGGCAGGAAACUUUAAGCCAAUCUAAAACCUUUAUGGAAGUUAAUAUUUCUGGUCCACAUAGAGUUCAUGUUACUCACCAAUCUCAAAUAACCAGUGCAUCAACUUCACAACAACCUCUCUCCAUGCAACAGUUUUCUCCAACAUCAAAUGCUUCAAUGCACUUCUGUGGCAAUCACCAAGAUGGGAAUUUUGAUGGACAGUCUCCAAAUAUGACUCCUUGCUCUGUCAAUAACUCACAACAGUUUUCUUCACAUUAUUCCUUCUCCAGUAAUCACAUAUCUCCAAGCAGUCUUCUUCAGUCCUCUACAGCUCUUGCAUCUAGUCAUUCAACUCAUACUUUAUCUGAUUUUACUGGAAGCAAUGCCUUUAUGUCUCAGACGGGGACCAAACAGGAUUCUACCCAACAUAUCCUAAAUUCAAAUUCAUCUUUGAAUUCAAAUAAUUUUGAAAUGUUGCAUUCAGCACAUCCUCAGGGUAACUUCAGCAGCUCAAAAUUGUCUCCUGUGCACAUGAAUUUCCCAGAUCCUGUAAAUUCUGCUUCUCACAUGGGACAUUUUAACGAUCAUGUAGAAACAAAUGGUUUUUCAUCUCUAGAAGAUAAUUUGCUUCAUCAAGUGGGGUCUCAAACUGAGACAUUCACAGGACUUGAUCCAGAAGAUCUUCUUCAGGAGGGUCUCCUUCCUCAAUUUGAUGACUCAGCAUUUGGCCAAGAUAAUUCAAGUCAUGUCUUAGAACAUGAUCUUGAUCAACAACUUACUCCGCAGCUUUUAACACAGCCUUCAGAUAUAGCUCGAACUCAUUCUCAAAGUCAAGUUCAUUCAUGGCAUUUGUCAGUUUCUAAUCAUCAGCACUUACAUGAUAGAGAACAUUCAUCCUUACAACGUCAGCCUCCUUCCUCUAAGAAAACUGAAGGUUCUGGGACAUAUGCUAAGUUACAGAAUACCCAGGUGAGAGCCAUUUCUGAAAAGAAGCAGAAAAGAAAAGUGGAAUCAGAAAGCAAGCAAGAAAAGGCUAAUCGUAUUAUAUCGGAAGCAAUAGCGAAAGCAAAGGAACGAGGAGAACGAAACAUUCCUCGAGUAAUGAGCCCUGAAAACUUUCCCAGUGUUUCAGCUGAAGGAAAGGAGGAAAAAAAAGGUAGAAGGAUGAAAUCUAAGCCAAAAGAUAAAGAAAGCAAGAAAACAAAAACUUGUUCUUCAACCAAGUUAAAGGAGAAGACAAAAAUUGGGAAGCUCAUUAUUACAUUGGGUAAGAAGCAAAAAAGAAAGAAUGUGUCUUCAGAUGAAUUGUCUGAUGCUGAGCAGAUUCCACAGCGUCCAUUCAAAGAUGCAGAUUCUCAACUUCUUAUCCAAUGGAGAGUAGUGGCUCAAGGCUCCUGGGCUGCUGCAAGAGUUGAGAAGAGAAGAUCGAAUCGUCAAGUUAAAAGGAAAAAGUAUGCUGAAGAUACAGAAGGAAAACAGUCAGAAGAAGAAGCAAAAGUUUCUGUGAAAAUCAGAAAAAGUUCAGCCUCUUUACCCGCUGAACAACCUUUGCAGUUAUUUGUGGAGAAUCCAAGCGAAGAAGAUGCUGCAAUUGUGGACAAAAUACUGUCUUCUAGAAUAGUAAAGAAAGAAAUAUCAUCUGGAAUAAUGAUUGAUGCAGAAGAAUUUUUUGUAAAAUACAAGAAUUACUCCUAUCUUCACUGUGAAUGGGCCACAGAACAACAACUUUUAAAAGAUAAAAGAAUACAGCAGAAAAUCAAAAGAUUCAAAUUGAGACAAGCACAACGAGCCCAUUUUUUUGCAGAUAUGGAAGAAGAACCUUUUAAUCCUGACUAUGUUGAAGUUGAUAGAGUAUUAGAAGUUUCUUUUUGUGAAGAUAAGGACACUGGUGAGCCUGUAAUUUACUAUUUGGUAAAAUGGUGCUCAUUGCCAUAUGAAGAUAGUACAUGGGAACUAAAGGAGGAUGUAGAUCAAGCAAAAAUAGAAGAAUUUGAACAAUUGCAAGCCUCAAGGCCUGACUCUAGGCAUUUGGACCGCCCUCCUCCUAAUACAUGGAAAAAGAUAGAACAGUCCAGAGAAUACAAAAAUGGCAACCAGCUCAGGGAAUAUCAACUAGAAGGACUCAACUGGCUCUUGUUUAAUUGGUACAAUAGACGAAACUGCAUUUUAGCUGAUGAAAUGGGUCUUGGCAAAACAAUUCAAUCAAUUACAUUCCUCUACGAAAUACUUCUGACUGGUAUACGGGGGCCUUUUCUGAUCAUUGCACCGCUUUCGACAAUUACAAACUGGGAGAGAGAAUUUCGCACAUGGACUGAUCUUAAUGUUGUGGUAUAUCAUGGGAGCCUGGUUAGCAGGCAGAUGAUACAGCAGUAUGAGAUGUACUUCAGGGACUCACAGGGGCGUAUUAUUAGAGGAGCAUACAGGUUCCAGGCCAUAAUCACCACUUUUGAAAUGAUUCUGGGAGGCUGUGGAGAGCUCAAUGCAAUUGAAUGGCGAUGUGUGAUUAUUGAUGAAGCGCAUAGGUUAAAGAAUAAAAAUUGCAAGCUUCUAGAAGGUCUAAAACUCAUGAAUCUGGAACACAAGGUGCUUUUGACUGGUACACCACUUCAGAAUACAGUUGAAGAACUAUUCAGUCUUCUUCAUUUCCUUGAACCCUUACGAUUUCCCUCUGAAACUACUUUUAUGCAAGAAUUUGGGGAUCUUAAAACAGAAGAACAGGUGCAAAAGCUUCAAGCCAUUUUAAAACCAAUGAUGUUGAGAAGAUUAAAAGAAGAUGUAGAAAAGAAGUUGGCCCCAAAAGAGGAAACCAUAAUUGAAGUAGAACUUACUAAUAUUCAGAAGAAAUAUUACCGGGCUAUUUUAGAAAAAAAUUUUGCAUUUUUAUCCAAAGGAGCUGGACAAGCUAAUGUACCUAAUUUAGUUAACACUAUGAUGGAACUCAGAAAAUGUUGUAAUCAUCCCUAUCUUAUCAAAGGUGCUGAGGAAAAAAUACUUGGAGAAUUUAAAGAAACACAUAACCCAGCUGCUCCUGACUUUCAUCUUCAAGCAAUGAUCCAAUCUGCUGGCAAAUUGGUCCUCAUUGAUAAGCUUCUUCCAAAAAUGAAAGCAGGUGGGCAUAAAGUGCUCAUCUUCUCUCAGAUGGUGCGCUGCCUAGACAUUUUGGAGGACUAUCUUAUACAUAAGAGGUAUUUAUAUGAGCGAAUUGAUGGAAGAGUCCGAGGAAAUCUUCGACAGGCUGCCAUAGACCGAUUUAGUAAACCUGAUUCAGACAGAUUUGUAUUUCUUUUGUGCACUCGAGCUGGUGGGCUGGGCAUUAAUUUAACUGCAGCUGAUACAUGCAUCAUUUUUGAUUCUGACUGGAAUCCUCAAAAUGACCUCCAGGCUCAAGCUCGCUGUCACAGGAUUGGUCAAAACAAAGCAGUCAAAGUCUACAGAUUAAUAACUCGUAACUCAUAUGAGAGAGAGAUGUUCGACCGAGCAAGUCUAAAAUUGGGUCUAGAUAAGGCUGUGUUACAGAGCAUGAGUGGAAGAGAAAAUAGUGUUGGCGGUAUUCAGCAACUGUCCAAAAAGGAAAUAGAAGAUCUACUUCGAAGGGGUGCAUAUGGUGCCAUUAUGGAUGAAGAAGAUGAGGGUUCUAAAUUCUGUGAAGAGGAUAUUGAUCAGAUUUUACAGCGUCGCACAAAAACAAUCACAAUUGAGUCAGAAGGAAGAGGUUCAACAUUUGCUAAGGCGAGUUUUGUAGCUUCUGGAAACCGGACUGAUAUUUCUUUAGAUGAUCCCAACUUCUGGCAGAAAUGGGCAAAGAAAGCAGAAAUUGAUAUAGAUGCCAUCAGUGGCAGAAACAGCUUAGUUAUUGAUACUCCAAGGAUUAGAAAACAAACAAGACCCUUUAGUGCCACGAAAGAUGAAUUGGCUGAAUUGUCUGAAGUUGAAAGUGAGGGAGAUGAUAAGCCCAAACUCCGGAGACCAUGUGACCGUUCCAAUGGCUAUGGAAGGACAGAAUGCUUUCGAGUGGAGAAAAAUCUACUAGUUUAUGGGUGGGGUCGAUGGAGAGAGAUUCUAGCUCAUGGUCGGUUUAAAAGACAACUAAAUGAACAAGAUGUGGAGAUCAUUUGCCGAGCCCUUUUAGCAUAUUGCCUUGUUCACUACAGAGGAGAUGAGAAGAUUAAGGGUUUCAUAUGGGAUCUCAUUACCCCUACGGAGGAUGGGCAAACAAGAGAAUUGCAAAAUCAUCUGGGUCUGUCAGCUCCUGUCCCCAGGGGCAGAAAAGGGAAGAAAGUGAAAACUCAAACAAGUACAUUUGAUAUCCAUAAAGCAGAAUGGCUUCGAAAGUAUAAUCCUGAGCAUCUGCUACAAGAUGAAGGCUAUAAAAAACACAUAAAACAUCAUUGUAAUAAAGUUUUGCUUCGAGUGAGGAUGCUGUAUUAUUUGAAACAAGAAGUCAUUGGUAAUGAAUUCCAGAAAGUUUUUGAUGGAGUUGAAGCAAGUGACAUUGAUGUUUGGGUCCCUGAACCAGACCAUUCUGAAGUCCCUGCUGAGUGGUGGGAUCUUGAUGCAGAUAAAUCUCUCCUUAUUGGAGUUUUUAAACAUGGUUAUGAAAAGUACAACACAAUCAGAGCAGACCCAGCAUUGUGUUUUUUGGAUCGAGUAGGAAAACCUGAUGAGAAAGCAGUUGCUGCUGAACAAAGAGCAAAUGAUUACAUGGAUGGGGAUGUGGAAGACCCAGAAUAUAAACCAGCUCCAGCUUUAUUCAAAGAUGACUUGGAGGAUGAUAUUUCAUCACCAGGAGACCUUGUAAUAGCAGAUGGAGAUGGCCAAAUGAUGGAAGGAGACAAGAUUUAUUGGCCUACUCAGUCUGCUUUAACCACACGCUUGCGCCGCCUCAUAACUGCAUAUCAACGGACUAGUAAAAAUAGACAAGCCCAACAAAUCCAGCCAGCAUUCUCAGUACAGGCCAAUGUGAUGCAGCCUCCUUAUGAAGAAACUGCUCUUAACCCUAAAAUAGCAGCCAAAAUUGAAAGACAGCAGAGAUGGACAAGAAGAGAGGAAGCUGACUUUUAUAGAGUUGUAUCUACUUUUGGAGUGGUAUUUGAUCCUGACAGAGGACAAUUUGACUGGACAAAAUUUAGAGCCAUGGCUAGGCUGCACAAGAAAACUGAUGAUAGUUUGGAAAAGUACUUAUAUGCUUUUAUGUCCAUGUGCAGGAGAGUUUGCCGCCUUCCUUCCAAAGAAGAAUUGGUGGACCCAAGUAUUUUUAUCCAACCCAUCACAGAGGAACGUGCUUCUAGGACUUUGUAUCGAAUUGAGCUUUUGAGGAAAGUACGAGAACAGGCUCUUCGACAUCCACAAUUAUUUGAUCGUUUAAAACUUUGCCAGCCAAAUCCAGAUUUGCCAGUCUGGUGGGAGUGUGGCACUCAUGACAGAGAUUUGCUUAUUGGAGCUGCUAAGCAUGGGGUUAGCAGGACAGACUAUCACAUUCUUCGGGAUCCUGAACUUUCAUUUAUGGCAGCUCAGAGAAGCUAUAGUCAAAAUAAAGGGACUCAUUCAAGGACUUCUGCCCCACUUAUACAACAAUAUCAAAUGGCAUUGUCUACUUCCCCUCUGGCUUCUCAACCAAGAUUACUGGAUACUAAAGGGAAUGCUCUUGAAGAUACAAAAGUUAAAAAUGAAAGCCUUAAAGAGGAGCCUCAGUCUUCUGAAGAGGAAUCUGUAUCUUCUGACGAAAUCAGAACAGGAAUAAAAUCUGAACCUUUAAGUCCAAAGAAUGGUGUUUUGCCGCAGACAACUGGAGAUCAGAAGCCUACUGGGAAGGUUGAAACAGAUAGGCGCAUGGUUGCAGCCAGGACAGAGCCCCUAACCCCAAAUCCAGCUUCCAAGAAACAGCGAAUGCCCAAAAGGGGAUCUGAGUCCAGCUCUGAUUCAGAUUCUGAUUCUGAUAGAUCAUCUUGUUCUUCUAGAUCAUCAUCUUCAUCCUCCUCCUCUUCUUCGUCUUGUUCCCACUCUCGAUCAGGAUCUAGUUCUUCAUCGUCUUCAUCUUGUUCUUCAGCAACUUCUUCAUCCUCUUCUUCGUCUUCCUCUUCCUCCUCUUCUUCAUCCUCAUCAGAAGAAAGUGAUAGUGAAGAAGAAACACAAAAGCGAGCAGAAGGCCCCACUCACAUGAAAUCAUAUGAUGAGGAAAGUGUUGCAUCACUAAGCACUAUACAAGAUGAGACCCAGGAUAGUUUUCAGAUGAACAAUGGAACAUCAAAUUCUGCUUACAUCUUACAAGGUGGAUACAUGCUCGCUGCUUCUUAUUGGCCAAAGGAUCGGGUAAUGAUCAAUCGGUUAGACAGCAUUUGUCAAACGGUCCUGAAAGGAAAAUGGCCAUCAGUCCGGAGAGGUUACGAGGGCAGUGCAGUGGCAUCUUUCUACACGACCAAGCUUCUGGAUAGCCCCGGUGCUGCUGCAGAUGCUGGCGAGCCCCGUGUGCCGACUCCCCCAAGCGUAGGGGCGAGAGAAGAGCAUGACCAGUCCACACAGAUGUCAAAGGUGAAGAAGCAUGUACGAGAAAAGGAGUUUACAGUGAAAAUCAAUGACGAAGGAGGUUUGAAGUUGACUUUUCAAAAGCAAGGACUUUCUCAGAAAAGGCCAUUUGAAAGUGAAGAUGGUUCACUUGGACAGCAACAGUACCUGGCACGGCUUCGGGAACUUCAGAAUGCUUCAGAGACCAGCCUAGUCAAUUUUCCAAAGUCCAUGCCAGUAUCAGAUACUUCUAGUCAGCCAGCAAUUGGUGCCAAUGGAGUCAUAUUAGAUAACCAGCCUAUAGUCAAAAAAAGAAGAGGAAGAAGGAAGAAUGUAGAAGAUGUUGACAUUCUCCUAUUAAAUAGAAAUAAACCUCCUAAUCAUGUUACAGUAGGCAUUACCACCUCACAAAUUACUCCAGGGAUAAAUCCAGCACUGUCUUAUACUCAAUCUCAAGGAUUACUUGAUAUAGAAAAUCCAGUUCCAGUUAUUAAUCUGAAAGAUGGAACAAGACUUGCAGGUGAUGAUGCACCAAAACGAAAGGAUUUAGAAAAAUGGCUUACAGAGCACCCAGGUUAUGUGGAAGAUUUAGGAGCCUUUAUUCCUAGAAUGCAGCUUCAUGAAGGGGGGAGACCUAAGCAAAAAAGACAUCGUUGCAGAAACCCCAACAAACUAGAUAUUAAUAGUCUCACUGGAGAAGAACGUGUUCAGUUGAUCAACAGAAGAAAUGCCAGAAAGGUAGGAGGAGCAUUUGCUCCUCCUUUGAAAGAUUUAUGUAGAUUCUUGAAAGAAAAUUCUGAAUAUGGAGUCGCUCCUGAAUGGGGAGAUGUUGUUAAACAGUCUGGAUUUCUUCCUGAAAGCAUGCAUGACCGUAUUCUUACUGGGCCUGUUGUAAGAGAAGAAGUAAGCAGGCGUGGAAGACGACCUAAAAGUGAGAUUGCCAAGGCAACGGCAGCGGCAGCUGCUGCAACAGCAGCAAAUGUGUCUGGCAAUCCUUUGCUAGCCAAUGGAUUGCUCCCAGGUGUGGAUCUGACAACUCUUCAGGCCUUACAACAAAACCUGCAAAACCUUCAGUCUCUACAAGUAACUGCAGGAUUGAUGGGGAUGCCUGCCAGCCUAUCUGGUGGAGAAGUGAAUAAAAACAUGGCUGCUAUGUUCCCAAUGCUUUUGUCAGGGAUGACAGGAUUACCAAAUUUACUAGGCAUGGGAGGACUCCUAACAAAACCUACAGAAUCUGUGGCAGAAGAGAAAAAAGGCAAUGACUCCAAGGAGCCAGAUGGAAGAAAAGAAAGGACAGAAAGCCAAAACUCUGACAAUGUGGGGGAGAACUCUGUUUCGAGUUCUCCUUCAACAUCCUCUUCUGCUGCGUUAAAUACUGCUGCAGCUACCAACCCCUUAGCUCUUAACCCAUUACUAUUGUCCAAUAUAUUAUAUCCAGGGAUGCUUCUCACUCCAGGCCUUAAUCUUCAUAUCCCAGCUUUGUCCCAGUCCAAUAUUUUUGAUGUACAGAACAACAAAAACAAUGACCUAGACUCAACCAAGCCUGUAGAGGAAAAGGAGGAAGAUUCCAGGGUUAGAGAUCAGGAAGAAAAAGGGGAAACUGAACCAAGUUCUCUCAAUGAAAACAGCACAGAUGAGGGUUCAGAAAAAGCAGAUGCUUCAUCUGGAUCUGAGAGUACAUCAUCAUCAUCUGAGGAGUCAGAUUCUAGUAAUGAAGACUGACUCCAGACUCUGCACUUAAAUUAUGAACUGAUUUUGAAUUUAUUCUUUAACUAUUCAUUGUAAAUAUCCCAGUGUUGAGUGCAUUGAUAACUUACUGACCGAACAUUUCAGUAUUUGUUUAGAAGUGCAAACUGCUUUCAGAGACAUUUUGCAUGUAAUAUUUCUUGAAAUUCAUAAGUUUCUGAACUUGUAUGUACUAUCAAAUACACAAUGGUGUAAUAUUACAACAGAAGGCAUUAUAAUUUUGUUGGGGGGUUAAUUUUAUGGAAAUUAUGCUCAAUGAGAGCUGUAUAUUUAAUAUAUUUGCAAUGAACACAGAAUACUUUAUGCACAUUAUUGAUUUAAUUUGAAUAUAGUUUUACAGCCUCCUUGACACCUAUAAUUUACAGAUCAAAAACUCAGCAAUAAUUUGGGCAGCUAAUGAAUGUCAUGAAAGCUGUAGAAUCUACAUCAUCAUCCAUUGCUUUAAUUACAUGAAAAUGCUCUAGUGUUGUGAUGCACUGCUGAUGUUUCCAAUUCAGGUACAAGUGUGUUUAAAAGAAGAGAUAAAAUUCCCAAUCAGCCAGUUAUACUGGCUACCUGUUACCUCAGCUGAGUUAGUUUAGGAAGUUUACAUUCAUUUCUAAUUCUAUACUUGUUUUCAGGGUUUUUUUUAAAAAAAAAAAAAAGAGGAAAAAAACACACAUCCUGUGUAUCAUGUAAAUCUGGCAAAAGAAGUGACUUGUUUUGCUUAGUCAAAACUCUGAUCCCAGUGAAGGCAAGUCAGCAUAAAAAUAAUUCUAUGUUCAUAUAGAUACCCUAUAGACCUACUUAGUUUGAACAUUGUGGACUUUGGGCCUCCUUCAGAAAUAAUCAUGUUGAGGUUCAGUAGUGUCUCUCUAGGGGUCAGAAAAAGCAAAUUCAUGAAGUGCCACUGACAAGAACUUUCAACACUGCAUACUUCAUGUAAAAGAAAUUGUUUGUUUGCUCUGUUUGUGUAGAUUUCUAUUUGUGUUUUAUGUCAUUGAACGCUUAAGAAAUUACCAGAUAAUAUUGGUAAAAAAAAAAAAAAAAAAAAAUGCAGAUAGCCUAAAUUUAUUUUGAGUUUCUAGGUUUAAUCAGACUAAACAUUGCCCAGAAUCAGUGUUGGGUUAUCAGUUCAUAUAAAAUAUGCUGAGUUGCCCUGUUUGAAAAUGCACUUUGAAUAAUAACAAAAAGAAAUACAAGUAAUACCUGUAAAACACACACACACACACACACACACACACACACACACACACACACACACACCCCAAAAGAAACCCAAGGUUUCUUCUAAUUAACAGUCCUUAAAACCCUUUUCUCUUUUAAAAAAAAAAAAAUCUGUCCAAUGUUUCAUGUGAUAUGACUUUCUGCUUAAGCUGCUAUUCUUGACAUGGUAGAGGUCCAUGUUCAUACUCAAAUUCAUUUGAACUUAAAAUUGAGUUUAGAAUCUCAUUUGAGGCCCAACAAGAGUAAAUGUUUAAAAAAAAAACCAUACACACAUAUAGGUACUAGUAUAAGUGAAUGAUAAUAUUUGCAAAGGAUUAAUAUUUGGGAGUAACAAAUCACUCCAAACACUUCUCACAUUAAAUGAACCCUUUUAUAUUUUGAUAAGAGUUCUGUUGUUUUGUCACAAAGUAAACUUUUAUAUUGGGUUUUACUAAGACCUUUACCAAGAAAUUAUAACUUUAUAUGUAAAAUAAAUAUCCCCAUCAUUAUAGGAGCAGUAUUACAUGUAAUUACAAAAUUAUAUAAGUUCUAUUGGGAUUGUAUUGAUUUUCCCACUAUUUUAUUUUGAUUUGAUGGCCCUUUAUGCAAUGUCUUAGCAAUAGUGACUAUCAUACCUAUCCAAGAGAAGUGGGUAGCAGUUCUUCAUCAUGAAAAAGAUAUAUUACAUAUUUAAUAUUUUCCCUUUGCAGUAUUGCACUUUUAACUAGAAUACACCUAUGAAAUAGCCAAAGUUUUCAAAAAGUUAUUAAAACUUAGUUUGCCGAUGGAGUAUUUCAACACCAUCAGUUCUUCCUCUUCCCUUCAUGUUCCCUUUAUUCCCCUUCCUUUUCUUCUCUAGCUAAGUCCCCCCCCCAAAAAAAAAUCCUAAAUCUUGUCACUAAAACCUAAUUUAUAUCAAAUUUAUGAGAUAAAGUAUUUUCCUAAUUAUGGUCGAGUGAGUUUGGUUAACAUCCUAGUGAUUCUCUUUCUAUGUAAUAAGGCAAUUACAGAUUUCAAAGCAUUAAGGCUAAUAUUGACUUUGAACAUAUUCUAUUGGGUUUCAAGGCAUAUUAAAUUGGUAUCAAUUGGGAAAAAGUUGUCCAGCUAUCAGCCAAACAACAUGCAAAUAUGGUUGUAUAAAGUUAAGGGUUAAGGAAAAUGCAAUAGAAUUACACUAAUAAAUACUGAAGUUUCCAGUUGAAAGGAUAUCCAAGUGUGUGUUGGUAGUUACUAAAAAGAAUUAUAGCUGUUAUUGCCUUGUAUUUAUAUCCCUUGUUUCAGGCUUCAUGAGCUAAGUCUUAGUCCAGUUUUUCUUUUGGACAUUUCGAAUAUUUGCCAGUUGUGUUCUGUGUAGUCUGAAUUUGCUUUCUGUAGUUGAAAAAAUGUCUUAAAAAGUCAUUUGUAAUUUAUUGAAUUACUUUCUAUGAUGUUCUAUAGAGCAAAUGGAAGUUUAAUUAUUUUUUAUUAAACAUAUUCUUUGACUACC